AUGAAUCAAAAGAAACCUAAGCUGCACCUUAUCAUCCCCAGCCCAGAGAAGCCGAACACAACCAUCAACAUGAUCAGCACUGCGAUGAGCAUACCCCCAGGAACCUAUCUCCCUCCUGCCAUUGUAUCCCCAAGUCGUGCGCCAACAUCCGACUUUAUAGAUUACUACAGUGUGCUCGGUCUCGAUAUCUGGGCGACAUCCGAAGAGAUCAAAGCAAAGCAUCGCAAGCUACGGGCAGAUUACUUCACGAACUCACCAGUAAAGUAUCGUCCACUGCAAGAGGCGUAUCUUGUGCUUGUGGAUUCCGAAGCACGACUCCAGUACGAUACAGUGUAUCGGCAACGGAUCGGGAUGCCCCCACCCCCUCCGUUCCAGCUGAAAGCCGACGAAGCUAGCGCAACCACACCUGGAGAUCAGAGCUCCGCAGUUCGAACAAUGGCACAUGGAAUCGAAUCUCAGCUGGCAUGCAAGUCACAUGUUUCGCCUCCCCGCAAUGUCGCAGAAGAGGCUGAAGUCCAGCCUGUUGAGCACGUGCCCUUUCCAGAGGAGGAGGUCGUGGACAUGACUGAGAGCCCAACCGAUGAAGAGGAUCGCAUCUCAUCCUAUCAUGGCGAUGAUUUGAAUUGGGCUUUGAAGCAUUUCAACCCUAUUUACGAACCUAUCAUUGGCACAGAGGAAUACUGGAGCUUCAUUCCCCUCCCUCAUGCAUUUACCAAGAAUGGUAAAGCGAAAAAGAUGCCAAUGUACACCGGUAGCCUCGCGACGAUGGCCCGACCGUAUUGAAAGACUUGCACCGUUUCUGAGGCGUUGGGGGCCGUUGAACUGGAGUUGAGCUGACUCGGAUAGUUCAUCCGUAAAUCUGGGUUUAACACAAUAUAAAUUGACGUAUGAUCUGAAACACAUGAAUCUAAAAUAUUAAGAUGAUCCAUGAUCUCGUGAAUUUGCUCCGUACAUGCGCCGAUGAUGUGGAUAGUUGUAGAGGAGAUAAAGAUGAUCUGCUCCGGUCCGGUCCGUCUGACUCCCAUCACAUUUCAUCAUCAGUGUCUAGAUUAUUAGAUGGUUUUGCCUAGAGUUACACGUAAAAUAAAUGCAUCAUUCCAGAAGACAGUUUCAGUGCCGCACAUUGAUAGUGAGCGUAGCGUCUUCUUUCACCAAGUGCCCCAAACUUCCACCAAAAAAAUCUACAGUGCACACAAUGUCCUAAACAUAAGAACAAAAGAUGAAAAUAGAGAACAACCGUAGGAGGUGAAAUACCAUCCAACAACGACCUCCAGCUCC
Periconia digitata is the source of this 1278-nucleotide messenger RNA. The record is from the annotation of a GenBank genome assembly. NCBI's taxonomy places the organism in Eukaryota, Fungi, Ascomycota, Dothideomycetes, Pleosporales, Periconiaceae.